AGUAAUAACAGGAGACCUAUUCAAAGGAACUCACUGCUCAUUAUCAGAGGAGAAAAAAUAGUUACAACGCGACAACAGUUCUCUAGAAAGUCUUUGUGAUGUCUGAUUCCAAAAUUUGCAGAAUCCUAAGAGAACCCACACUUUACAAUCUCACACUUGGAAUCGUCAUAAUAGUCAUCUUAGUUCUUAUCCUGAAACAGGGAUAUAUCAGUGGAAACAAAACUGAUACCACAUAUGAAAAAGAUAAUCAGCAACUUUCAAAUGAAACGAAAGAAGAUACAUGCACUUUAGUCGAGUUACCCGAUGGUAAAUUGAGAGGACGUAAGGUAGUUUCUUCAAGAAAUAUAGGAUUUUACGCAUUCCAAGAAAUUCCUUAUGCCAUGCCACCGAUAGGAAAACUACGGUUUGAGGCUCCCGUUCCGCCAGAGAAGUGGGAUGGUAUUUUGAAUGCGACAAGUAAUACGAAAACAUGUUUCCAAUACAUCAAUUUCUUACAUGUACCUAAUUGGAGAGAAACUCAAACAGAAGAUUGUCUUUACUUGAAUGUCUAUACACCAGUGUGUCCAUCAUCAGGAAGUUUAUUGCCUGUUAUGUUUUACAUUCAUGGCUCGGCAUUUUUGAGUGGCACAGGUGACUAUGACAUAUAUGGACCAGAUCAUUUGAUGGGCCAUGAUAUUAUUGCUGUCACUUUCAAGUACCGCUUAGGUCCUCUAGGAUUCCUCUCAACUGGUGACAAUGUUAUUCCUGGAAAUUAUGGUAUGAAAGAUCAAGUUCUAGCAUUGAAAUGGGUCAGUCGAAAUAUAAAUUAUUUUGGUGGGGACCCAAACAGAAUCAGCAUUGUAGGGCAUAGUUCAGGAGCAGCAUCAGUCGGAUUUCAUUUGAUGAGCAAGUUAUCUAAAGGGCUAUAUAACUCUGCUAUAUGUCAUAGUGGCACACCUAUUAAUCCUUGGUCAUAUCAACUACACCACAAAAGGAUUGCUCAUCAUCUUGCUGAAUUAUUGGAUAGUAGUUUCAAUAAAAAUGCCAGUUCGGAAGAAAUACUACAAUUCCUUCGUUCGGUUUCUGCUGAAGAUAUCCAUUCAGUAGUGUACAAUUUUCCGAAAUAUCUAUUAGACCACAUGGAAAUUCAAGGUUUCUUGUUCAGCCCUGUUAUAGAGCCAGAGCAUGGGGAAGCGUUCCUUACUGAAAAUAUGUAUUCAGCAAUAAAAGAAGGACGUAUGAAUAGAGUGCCCCUACUCAUCGGUAUUGGUUCUGAGGAAGGAUUCAACAAAUUUGAUGGUACACAGAACGAAAAAGAUGAAACAAGUGUUUUGUCAGAUGAAAUUCAGAAAUGGAAAGAUAUUUCAAGAGAACUAGAUCUGAAUCCUGGGAGUAUGGUUCUAGAUAAUAUGAAUAUAGAUGAAGAACAAGGGAAAAAACAAGUUGGUGAAGUUAUUCACAAUCUAUACACUCAUGGGCGGCUAUUUUCUGAUAAUCUGGGUAUCACUGUCAAGUAUUUCAGUGAAUCUACUUUUACUAAUGCUAUCAUUCGUCAUGCUGAAUUACAAUCCAAUUACAGUGAUGUAUUUUUUUACCGUUUCUCUUAUGAAACACCAGAAUUGAAUGGAAUCAAACCAGAUUUUGAAGGGGUCCAUAAAGUCGCUCAUGGGGAUGAUAUCGUCUUCAUAUGGCGCUUCAGAGGAGUCGAUGUUAUAGAAAGAGGCUCACCAAUGGAUGUAUUGACAAGUGAUCGGUACAGGACACUGAUCACCAAUUUCAUGAAAUAUUUGAAUCCUACACCCACCAAAUCGCCCCUAUUGGAUUACGUGAUCUGGCCAAAAGUUCGACCAGAUAAAUUUCAAUUUUUGGAUAUCAACGGAACGAUCACAAUCCAGAACAAUCUUAGAGAUAAGAGAUAUAGAGGCUGGUUGAAAAUAUACGAGGAUAUGGCGAGGAAGCCAAUAUUGACGUUUUGAUGGUCUCGAGCAAUUCGAGUUAACACUUGUAAAACCUUCCAUUUUUUGUUGAUUGAUAUUCAUUAUGAGUUCAUUGUUCAAUAAAACUGUCGAUCAACAACACA
Phaedon cochleariae (mustard beetle) is the source of this 2059-nucleotide messenger RNA. NCBI's taxonomy places the organism in Eukaryota, Metazoa, Arthropoda, Insecta, Coleoptera, Chrysomelidae. The record is from the annotation of a GenBank genome assembly.